Messenger RNA from Paecilomyces variotii, 1348 nucleotides. RefSeq lists its product as hypothetical. The record is from RefSeq and is a predicted model, not a curated record. The transcript is spliced from 3 exons. NCBI's taxonomy places the organism in Eukaryota, Fungi, Ascomycota, Eurotiomycetes, Eurotiales, Thermoascaceae. Bases 108 to 1271 code for a protein of 387 amino acids.
GCUCUGAUGAAGAAGAAGAAGAUGAUGGCGAGACUGCUGGAGGAUAUUUACACACCUACGUGACGGCGAGAGAUCUACGAUUACUCUAUCUUGAUGGCGAGUCGGGAAUGAGGGGUCAUGCGCUCGAUGCGCAAGAUCGGAUUUUAUUCAAUGAUACUAUAGGUAGUGAGUCUCGGAUGAUGCGAGAGACAGGGAUUGGUGGACCGCCCGACGAACAGGAACGUGCGAUCCUGGCUUGUAAAAUGGCGAAGGAGGUCUGGAAUGAUCGCAUUGAUGGGCUGAUUCGUACUGAGGCUGACUUUGAGAUUAUCCUUUGCAACUUCGAACGGGAUUUGGAAGUUGAGUAUAUUACUCGCACGAUGCCGCAGAAAGGUCGCGAACAUCGAGGGAAGUCAUCGAGAGAAAAGGAAUGGCGGCAGAAGGAUCAUGGAGACGAAGAAGAGCGCGAACAGCAAGGGAAGUUAUGUCAAGAGAAGGAAUGGCAGCAAAACGAUCACGGACGGGGAGAAGGCAAAGGGCAUCGAGAAGAGAAGCAGCAACAGCAACGAAAGCAUAAAUUCGAUACCCCGUCAUCAGACCGCGAGCAUCAAGGGAAGUUCUCUCGAGAAAAGCAUGGACAGCAAAUGGAUCACAGAAAGGCAGAAGACCCCGAACGCAGACACGGUCCCAAGCACAAGGACCACAGAAGGGAAGGACGACCGCGCUACAACGACCUUGCAGGCCAUCGAGUGAUUAUCGAUUUCGAACACUUCGUCACUGCAUACACUUAUGACCUGGACCUAUUUCCCAAUAACUCUACCCUACCACGUCUAGACCAUCUCUCGACGGAAGAACUGCAGCCGAUCAGGGAAGAUAUCACCCACAUGAUCCUAACGCGAGAUCCAUCGCGUCAUGCAUUUGAUUGGCAAUCCGUAGUCGAUAUGAUCAUGGCGGAGUACUCUGAGGAGUUACGCAGACUGGCCAGGGGCCACUUUCCGUCCGUGACGGCUCUGCGCGAGGAGCUGGAACGCAAGCUCGAGCCUUUUAUUGAUUAUAGUGAUAUUGGUGAUUGGGAGUCUGUUACUUAUCGUUGUCAGGAACGCUUUAUUCCGAAACAUGUCGCCAAUGAUACCGUUGUGGUGCGUGCUGUUCGAGAUAUUUCGCGUGAGAUCUGCUCUGCCAUGACUUCCGUAUUAGCGGAUUCUGAAAUCGAUAUGGAAACUGCCGGCGGGGUUUUCCAGCAGUUGGUCCAAUACUUAGCAUGGCCGGCUGAGAGACAUGGGCCGCGAUAAAUAGUGGUCAGUAGAUAGAUCCGUUCGUGGACUUACCGAUGAUGUGUGAUUUAUUGAAUGGGCGGAAGGAUAGAUAA